Cercocebus atys (sooty mangabey) is the source of this 5503-nucleotide messenger RNA. RefSeq names its product OTU deubiquitinase, ubiquitin aldehyde binding 2 (gene OTUB2). Lineage: Eukaryota; Metazoa; Chordata; Mammalia; Primates; Cercopithecidae. Bases 505 to 1827 code for a protein of 440 amino acids. The record is from RefSeq and is a predicted model, not a curated record. The transcript has 13 exons. Gene Ontology annotation, cellular component: nucleus. Gene Ontology annotation, biological process: negative regulation of double-strand break repair; protein K48-linked deubiquitination. Gene Ontology annotation, molecular function: ubiquitin binding; cysteine-type deubiquitinase activity.
AGGUAACACUCCAGCAAGUCCGUGACAGGGGCUGCGGGAGGCGAGUGCCCAAUAAGUGGAACUAUUAUUAUUUUUAACUUCAAGGCACAAAUUAAAUGCCACGAACCCUGCUAAGUGCCAGAAGCAGAGUCAGCUCCUGGAAUAUACACUUUCUACCCACAGGAGCGUUCCUCCCGAGUGGAGCCCACACUGAGCUGUGACUUCCCAGGAGUCAUCUGAGGUGACCCAGCUCUGAGCCAAUGGAAGCCUUUGAGGGGGAAGGCCAGCCCAGCCAGCAUGGUGGUGGAUCCUGCAAUGGACACAUCAUGAGGACAGAAGCCAGCAUUGUGAUGUCACAGCCUGGCUGUGGCUUUGUGCUCCUGGAGCUGUAGGUGGGGAUGCUAACCCUGGCUUCCGAGGAUCCGAAGAAGAAGCUGCAGUUGUGACUGUUCCUUUUUGGUCUGUCUUCAUCCUGCCUGGCUCACGUGGCUCCUGUCCUCCUGCGUGGCUUGUGGCAGUGGGGUGAUGGCAGCCAUGGACACAGGCCAGAGAGCUGGCCCAAGCAAUCCUGGUGACAAGGAAGAGGACCUUCAAGGGCUGUGGCAGGAACUCUACCAGCUCCAGGCUAAGCAGAAGAAGCUCAAGAGAGAAGUGGAGAAGCACAAGCUUUUUGAAGACUAUCUGAUUAAGGUCCUUGAGAAAAUCCCCGAGGGCUGCACGGGAUGGGAGGAGCCGGAGGAGGUGCUGGUGGAGGCCAUGGUGAAGCACUACGGGAAGCUCUUCACAGCCAGCCAGGACACGCAGAAGCGCCUCGAGGCAUUCUCCCAGAUGAGCCAGGCCGUCCACCGGAGCCUGGAGUCUCUAGAGGAGGGUCACAGGGCUCUCAUGGCGAGCCUCAAGAUCCGGCUGUAUCAGCUGCAGAAGAAGUGUCACCGCAAGCAGGAGCAGUGGUGGAAGCUGGAGCACAGCAUCACUUACCAGAAGGACAUUGACUUCGACGCAAACACACACACCAGCAGCAGCUAUAGUGAUCAGCUGCUCAGCUACAUGCAAAUGACCAUCACCAACAUGGCCCGGCAGUGCUGCCCCUCUGCCCACAGCAUGCCCAAGAGCAUGGAUCUCUUCUCCAAGCUCAAUCUGAUUAAGAGUGAAACAUCUUUCAACCUAAUAUCAGAAAAAUGUGACAUUCUAUCCAUUCUUCGGGACCAUCCUGAAAACAGGAUUUACCGGAGGAAAAUCGAGGAACUCAGCAAAAGGUUCACCGCCAUCCGCAAGACCAAAGGGGAUGGGAACUGCUUCUACAGGGCCUUGGGCUAUUCCUACCUGGAGUCCUUGCUGGGGAAGAGCAGGGAGAUCUUCAAGUUCAAAGAACGCGUACUGCAGACCCCAAAUGACCUUCUGGCCGCUGGCUUUGAGGAGCACAAGUUCAGAAACUUCUUCAAUGCUUUUUACAGUGUGGUGGAACUGGUAGAGAAAGACGGCUCAGUGUCCAGCCUGCUGAAGGUGUUCAACGACCAGAGUGCCUCAGACCACAUCGUGCAGUUCCUGCGCCUGCUCACAUCGGCCUUCAUCAGAAACCGAGCAGACUUCUUCCGGCACUUCAUUGACGAGGAGAUGGACAUCAAAGACUUCUGCACUCAUGAAGUGGAGCCCAUGGCCACGGAGUGUGACCACAUCCAGAUCACGGCAUUGUCCCAGGCCCUGAGCAUCGCCCUGCAGGUGGAGUACGUGGACGAGAUGGAUACCGCCCUGAACCACCACGUGUUCCCUGAGGCCGCCACCCCUUCCGUUUACCUGCUCUAUAAAACAUCCCACUACAACAUCCUUUAUGCAGCCGAUAAACAUUGAUUAAUUUUAGGCCAUGCAGUGGAACCUGUCACCUAAUGGGACUGCAUUCUGAAUGGAACAUUCCGGCUCUUCAAUUUUUUAAGCAAUUUAGACUGUAGCAAGAAAAUGUGCAGCCUUUUGGGCAAAGCCCCUGGAACGAGGCCUACCCAUUAUGGACUGUGGUAACUUGGUGGUAUUUUUAGUAUUUAUUUUAAUGGAGGAUCAAAUGCUUUCUAACUGGGCCCCUGACAGUUCCCUGUGAGGCCUGGGUGGGUCACCUGCCCUCUCUGGAAUUGUUUCUUCAACUGGAGGAGGGUCCUGCCUAUGUUGACAUUGCAUUGUAGAAAAAUGGGGCCUCUGGUUUCUCUUUACCAGGGGCAGUGCCUCUCUGCGGGGGAGGAAAAGCUCAAGGUUAGCUGUCUUAAUGCAAGUGACUUACCAGGCCUACAGAGUCCAGUCCAGUCAUUUGUUGGACUGGGCUCUGGCAGAUGGCCUGUUGAGCUCAAUUUGAAUGUGAGGGCUGCGGUGUGGUUUCAAACAUUCAUGAUGGAUGUAUUUUCCUACCCCUAACUUAACGAGAAAAAAAAAGACUUUCUUUUUUUGCCAAAGUCCAGAAAAGGGCCUUUAGCCUUUAGCAGGAGCUUAAAUUGUUGGGGCCCCUCUACCUCUCUCAGGGUCAGAACUGCCUGAUUUUUGGUGGACGAGCCCUUCAGGGUUCUGCUGUCAGCCCCACCUGGACAGAGGCUUACAAGACUAGGGUCUGGAGCAGAAUCUGUGUAUUUCUGUCUGGGACCAGGAAGCUGCAGCUGUCCCAUCAUCCCCAGCAAAUCCUAGAAGUGGAGUCUGGGUACUUCACAGAGAGAGGUGUCGGCACGCACAGCCGUGGACCCAGCUGAGCAGAGCAGAUGCUUUGCAAGCUGCCCCUGGCUGCUCUCUCCCUUUCCCGCUUCUGCUCUCUUUACGGACUGGUCAGAGGGUAGGUGGGAAAGAACAGACAAGCCAUGUAAGUUGGCAGUGGGGAGAUUUCUGCUGUGGAAACUGCCUGGGAAUUCAGGCCAGCAGCGUCCUCAUUCGGCCACCUGGCUAUGCCCCUUAAAUAAGCCCCUCACCUUGCUGCCUCAGGACCUUCAAGAUUCCAUCCGUGGGCUGGCCGGCGCGACGGCACCAGUGGGGCCCCACACCCUGGCUGGGCGGAGGUGCUGCUAGCAACCUCUCUUUCUCUGUAGGAGGAAAUGGAAAAUGCAGGGUGUGGAAUUGCCCUUUGGGGUCCUUCCUUAAUUGAAGGCCACCUUCUCACAGGUUUCAUUCUGCAGGGAUUUAUUGGAAUCUAUUGGUGCUGCUGCGUGAGUCUGCUGGCAACCUGACUACACAAGGACUGGGUAGCAGACUCCUCAGAGUCCUCUUGACACAAAUGUCUGAUUUGUGUCACUCUUCUGCCUUCGUGAAAAGCCAAUAGCACUCUAAAAUGUCAGGGGAUUUUCGUUCCAAGCAGGGCCCCUGGUUUCCAUGCUGCCCUCAGUUGGAGUUUGGAUCCAAAGGCUCUGGCUAAGUCAUUAUGUCACUUUUUCACAGGAAUGUAAAUUUGGCCAUCACCUCUGAAUUUGUUCAGUACCCCACCAUGGUCUAUGAGAAGUACACUGGAAGCGUGGGGGGAACACAUGACAUGAUUUGUAAAUAGCAUCAUCUUUGCCGGACAAGUCUCCAGAGGAUCCCUGUUUCCCAACUGAAAGGUGUGAACGGACACACACAUGGCCUGGAUGACACCUUGGCUGUUCUGAGGGGCUGUCAGGUGGGCUCUGGGCCUUCCAGCUAGGCUCUCAAGCACAGCAGAAGCCUCACUGGCUGCUAUGUCUCUGUAUCUGUGGCUUGUGUGGUAACCUCAGAAGCAGAGCUGUUUGGCAGACUGGCUGGAGAAAUUCCCUCUGGGAGACGUGCCUGUGCUGUGCUUCCAGGUCACAGAGCCCCCCAGAAACUCACAGGGGCCCUCUUCCCAGGAAAGAAUCUAUUCUAUCACUUCAGAAUCAGGACACUCAAGCUCUGGCAGAGGCAGGCCAAGUUACUUUCAUGGUCUUACCCUCUGCUUUUCCCCUUUUUGCAAAAAACCAUCAGCCAAAUCCGAACCAUUGCCCUUGUUCCCCCGACAUUCCCUCUCAGAUUUGUCUCAAAGGGAAAACACAGUGGAUGAAAAGGUGUGGCAGGCUUUGGCAGCUUAUUAAAAUCUAGUCAUCUGUCGAUGUUACUUUGCUUGUCCACAGCAGCCAGUCACCCUGGCAGUCACACUUCCUGGGUAAUUCUCUACCCUCACCCCACAGAGCCAUCUCUCUCCAGACCAAAAGCUGGAAGGAGAGUUGUUUUGAGAGCUUGUUUUUACAACUGCACGUUUAUUAUGAUACUUUCUCUCCAAAGGAAACUUUAUAAAUCAAUGGGAACAAUUAGCAACAGAAAGAGCACAGUCCCUGCUUUUGACUGGGUUUCUAUUUUAAGCACAAAUGAGAUCUCUGGAGCCAGAAUGCCAGGGUUCAACCCUCAGCAUUGCCACUUACUAGCUGUAUGAUCUUAGCCAACUUCACUUCCCUGAACCCCAAUUCCAAAGUUUGUGAAAUGGCGACAAUACCUAUGUAUCACUGGAUUAUUGGCUAAAAUGGAAUGAGAUUCCUUGUGUGAAAACAGCUAUUAUACCUGACACUCAUCGUAUGGGCUCUACAAAGGGAUGUUCCCCAACCUGUCCUUCCCGACAGGAAGCACGGGGCACUGCAGAUGGGGAAGCAUGUCACCUUGGCAGUGACUCUGUGGCUUCCCAAGCAGGAGUGUCAGGGGAACCAUUAGACAGAGUCUAGGAGCCAAACGCAUUGCCACCCUGAGCAGACAUGGGAGUGGGGAGGGGGCUGUGACUCAGUGAGUGACUUUCAGGGGCCCCAGGCCCUGCGGGAUGUAGGCCAAGCCCUACAGCUUCCCUGGGCAGUAAGUAAAAACAUUCUCCUAGCAUUAAAAUGGUUUCCAUAACUACUUUUGUCCUGGCUUAAUACUGGGUUCCUGGCAUGCGGCCAAGAACUCUGCUUUUCCGUGGUGCUUAUGUGUUGAGUAGAUUAGCUGGGGAGGGAUAUUCCUUGUUUAAUGGCAGAUCCAGGACACUCAGGAAGCUCUGCCCAUUGACUUCACCUUACCAGGCGAGAGUAGCACUACUUGGAAGGCUGCUCCUGUCUUAUAAAGCCUGUCUACUUAUUAGCUCCUCCACCGAAAAAAGGAAAAGAAUUUGCUGUUAGAAGGCUGGGGCAGGACACCGACAGUCAUCAGGGGAUCUAUGUUUGGCUUGUGACAAGUGGCUUCACUCCCACGGCUCAGGUACUAUUGGGGGAUAUUGAGCCUACUUCCUAACCCCACUGACCUCCACUGCAUCAUUUGGAAAAGGGAAUCUCCCUGUCAUUCUCUGAUAGCUGUCAGUCAGGAGCUGACCUCACAGACAGGGGCACUUUCCCCUCCUAUCCAGGUCACUGGUGACACUGGGGGAUGGGAGGUCACUCCUUGGCAACACUUCUGAGACUGAAGUAGCUUUCUGAACUUGUCCUGGGCCCAGAAGGAAGAUACUAAUCCCACCUCUGCCACUUGGCUGCUGUGUGGCGCUGGGCAAGUCUCAAUCACUGGGUGUCUAUAUGCUCAAGUACAAAAAACACUAUUAAGACUUAUAGAUGGGCACAGU